Messenger RNA from Siniperca chuatsi (mandarin fish), 4189 nucleotides. It is a transcript of the gene crsp7, whose product is annotated as cofactor required for Sp1 transcriptional activation, subunit 7. Lineage: Eukaryota; Metazoa; Chordata; Actinopteri; Centrarchiformes; Sinipercidae. Gene Ontology annotation, biological process: regulation of transcription by RNA polymerase II; positive regulation of gene expression. Gene Ontology annotation, cellular component: mediator complex; core mediator complex; nucleus. The record is from RefSeq and is a predicted model, not a curated record. Gene Ontology annotation, molecular function: transcription coregulator activity.
ACCCUUAAUACAUCCAUGGGUAUAUCCAGAAGUGUAGGUGGACGGCAUGGAUGUUUACUUGGCUACGUGCAGACGUCAAAGCGCACACAUCGUAUCCCAGCAUGCAGCAGGAGGCCGUUGAGAGAUCCAGCAGCUGGUAGUGAGUUACUAGAGCGCCGAGCAGGCAGCAGUCAACGGUCAACACAGCACACACAUUUCCUACUCCAUGUGAGAAAAACUGAGCCGUCUACCUUACGGGCGACAGAAAAAUAUGCUGUUCGGACGCCUGACGUGUUACCGCAGCGGCUUUUGAGUCAUCAUUGUCACCCGGUUUUCAUUUUGGAGGAUUCCUCCCUCCAUCCUCCGGAUCGCACCGAACAGGCAAUGACAACGGUCUCAGCAACCCCGCAGCAGAUGAGGGACCGGCUGCUGCAGGCCAUCGACAGUCAGAGCAAUAUAUGCAAUAUGGUGGCUGUAUUGGAGGUAAUUUCCGGUCUUGAAAAGUAUCCUAUCACCAAAGAAGCACUUGAGGAAACUCGACUAGGAAAAUUGAUCAAUGAUGUAAGGAAGAAGACCAAGGACGAAGACCUUGCCAAGCGUGCUAAGAAACUCUUGAGGAACUGGCAAAAGUUGAUUGAACCUGGGCCAGUUGUGGCUGCAAGUGCCCCUGGGUCUACCAAUGGCAGUUCUCAUCCCUGCAGGACGGAUGCCUCUCUUCCUGAUAUUUCUGUGUCAGGGAAGGGUGUCCCUGAAGUCAAAAUCAGAAACGAUGUUCACAACACGUACUCACCAAAAGCUGAAAAAUCAAGCAGCCGCAAACGUCGAGCAGAGCACAGAGACAGUGGAGUGCACUUACCAGAAAAAAUCUCCAAGAUGUCUCCGUAUGAGAACUCUGUUUCACCACCACCCACCAAUGGGAUUGGAGGCAGUCCUGAUGCCCCGCCUGACCAGCAAGUAAUCCCGUCUCCUGACAGAUCUCGGCUUGAGCACCUUGAUAAUGAUAAAAUCAACAGAAUUCCGGUUAAUGCUGUCAAGCCUCGUCCCAGCUCCCCUGGAGUGGCCAAACUACCUAGCACUUCCUCUAUGAUCAAGGUUGCUGUGAUGCAGCAACAGGCCAGAUUGGAUGAAGGAGGAGGAGGGGGGUAUUAUCAAGCCAAAAGUCCCCGUGCCCUCACUACCAGUCCAAGGAGCAUGAAGCAAGACACAGUGACCAAGCGCUCUUCAGCAUAUGCACCGAAAGGAACACCUAUCCCAAGCCCUUCCUCUAGGGACUCUCCCUUGUCUUUGUCCCAGCCUAUAUCCUCCCCAGCCCAAGCAUCCUACGCUGACAAGCUGCCACAUUCUUCUCAUAGGUCUUCAAUUCACUGGGCCAGUUCGUCAGAAGUCCCCUCUCAUUACCCACCCACCCAAGACAUAUCUGCAACACUGGAAUCCCCAUCAGCCUCCCUUUCACCUUCUCACACCCAUCACAACUCAGAACUACACAGACCGACAUCUGAGGGAGCCAUGUCUGUGUCUGAUGAAACAGACGGGACAAUGGUCCCCAACUCAGAGCAUAAAAGGCGAAAGUACAGGUCAAGAGACUACUCUGUCAACUUAGAUGGCCAGAAAAUAGAGGACACGACCAAGCCUGUACGAUUAAAAGAACGCAGACUAACAUUUGACCCUGUCACAGGUCAGAUCAAACCUCUGAUACAUAAAGAACCUUCUCAAACAGAGGAAGCCCCCACUCCUGACCCAGUUGAGUCUAGGCAGAGAACUGAAAGCACUGUACAACAGCCUGCUGCCCUGGUCCCGGCCGGCCCCGGCCCCGGCCCCGGCCCGGCCCCAGGUCCUAGCCCCAACCCUUUCCAUCAAACAAACUGGAAGGAGCUGUCCAGAAAUGAAAUCAUCCAGUCGUACUUGAACCUUCAGAGCAAUGUGCUCACCUCCUCAGGGGUCCAGGCCCCUAGUGCACACUUUUUCAUGUCGGAGUAUCUGAAAAGGGAAGAACAGGAGAUCAAGGAUUCACGGAAGAUACACGUUCUGCAGACGGACAGCUCAGUAGGGGCUUUAUCGGGCGUGAGCCGGGAGGUGACGGACGAGGACCUGGAGAGGAUACACACACAGCACUGGCCGGGGGUGAAUGGUUGUUAUGACACCAAGGGCACCUGGUAUGAUUGGACAGAGUGCAUAUCAUUGGACCCUCAUGGGGAUGAAAGCAAAUUGAACAUCCUGCCAUAUGUCUGCCUAGACUGAGGGGUUUGGGAAGGUUGCUGUCCUUUUCCACUCCUUUCUUUGUCUCCCCACAGAGACAAGAUACUUUGUGAUUUUGUUUGUCCACUGUGAGUUCGGCAAAAGCCAGGCCUGCUAAACUCCGUGCCCCUCCCCCUCCCCCAUGCCUCUUCCUCUUUCUGUGAUAAUCUAUUGAGAUUUUGAUAUAAAAAGAGUAAAUAUUAAAAGGAUAGUUGAGUUUGUAAUACCAAGGGCUGUUUCUGUUUUAUUUUUCAAACUGAAAGCUACAGGAAUGAUGAGGCCCUAGUUGCAGAGUGCUGCUACUAACACUGAAGGCAAGAAAGAGAGGACAGAAUUAUCCCAGACAACUGGAAAUGGUGUUGUGAUGUGAAUUUUUGAUGUUCUGAAUCGUAUCUCUAUUUCAUGCUCACUGGGAUGAUACUGUUGUUGUUUGUUUUUUUUUUUACCUUCUAGUUUCUAAUGAGGAAUUACUAUCUCGGGUUAAAUUUGAGGGAAGGCAGGGGUUUAGCUGUCCUGUCCACACCGCCAGGUUGGUGCCCAGAAAGGUGUUGAUAGAGUUCAUCUAGCACAGGUAGAGCUGAACAUGUCCAGAGUAUGAAAUACUGGAGCAUAUUUGGCAGUUACAAGAAGCUUUAUGUGAGAUAUAAAGAGUAAAUUAUAAAUUUCUUAUCAUGUAUACAUCUAUUUAUUUUGACCAUUUCAUUAUGGGACGUUCAUCCAAACAGACGUUCAGAAACCUAUAGAUCUGUUUUUUUAUUUUAUUUUUUUCCUGUUCGCAUGACAGUGUUGUCAGCCUACUCUUCUAUGUCAAAGGGACAUACCAAUGGUUUUGCAUGGUCUUUCUUUAAGAUUGGCCAAUGCUUUAGGUCAUUAACAUUCCAUACUCCACCCUUCACCCACUUUCGCUCUCUCUGUCUCAUCACACCGCUCCAAUGCAAGAAAUUUCUUUGAAAAAUCACUCGGUUCCAAAUGAUAUAUAGUUGAAAAUUGUUUGGUGCUAAUUUAAAAUGAAUUCAGCUAAAGUAGAAAAACUCCCGCCACACACUAAUUCUCUCCCAAGCCUAAAAUAUUAAAGAAUGUCAACUUACAUGUUGCUGAUCAAUAAUUGCAUUUUAGAGAUAAAAACAAGGACAUGUUUAAAUGCUGGGACUCACUUUGUUUCUAUUCCUUUAGAUAUUGUUUGCCUUCUGGGAUUCCUUCACAAUAUUAUUCUGAAUUAAACAGCCUUAGUGAAUGUACAGGAUUGAGACCUCUUAUGCACUUGUGCAGAAGUUGACAACUUGUUGGUCAUUUCAUCACUGACUUAAUUCAAGUGUGAAUAGUGACUGACUGUGUGCCCAUAGUUUAUUCAGUUUCAGACUCAUUAAAAGUUUUUGCCGCUGCUUUCGAGAGUUUAGAAGACAUUUAGGAUGCCGUUUGAGGUAGCAUUUCUUUUGCUUCCAUUUUUCAAUACAGCAUACCUAAAAGGGAGAGAGAAAGCUGUGUGUAUCAGCUGUUCUCGGCAUUCUCCAAGUGACAAGUAAUACUUAAUUUUGAUUUCCCUUUAUACUCGUCAGUCACUACCACUUUUUCCUCACGACUUGAAUUAAGAUUGGCUUCUGUGCAGCCUCUCUGUCCAUACAUUCUUUCAGUCAUUCAUCCCUACCAAUGUGCCUUGGUAAAUGGUAAAUCUGGAUUUGCUUCCGCAUAAAACACGCCUGUCCGUGGAGCUGGGUUUAUGUGCGAGAAUUCCAAAUCCCGUGAUCAAUACGACGCUGGUAUAUGCACCAUUUCUGUUAACGUUUUGUACACACUGAUCUAGCGAGGGUGAAGCUGCAGACAAUGAGAAACUGCACAACACAGCUGGCAAUAAAGGAAAAGUGCUACAACUGGUUGAUGAGAAUCUGUUUUCUGGAGUUUUGACUGGGGCAUCUUUAUUUGUUCAGUGUUUAACAUCUCUCAGUUGUUUUGAAAAAUAAAAUGAUCUAAAUCUUCA